AUGCAACUAUUGUCGGAGGCGGUAGGGUCCUAUUACUCCAUGACCGAGUUUUCCCAUGUUGACAGACAAGCAGGAAACGCCGCUGCAAUGGCGCGAUACCCUCCUGCAGCCUCUGUGAGGAUUCAGGCAUUGAUUGUGUUUAUAAUGAAGCCGAUUCUUCGAGGUAAGAGUCCCGUUUUAUUCAAACUCUUGGCAACACUUCUAAACCCUGGUAGGCAUCGAGGAGAGACUUCCUCCUCGGAAUUCUUCCGCCGUCUUGAUGCAAUUGAGAGCUUUCUAUGGAGUCAGCCGAGACUCCCUCAAACACCCCAGACUGGUGAAACAAGAAGUGGUGGUUUUGCAUUCCCAUCGUCAUCUGAGCAUGAAAGAGCGGAUUUUUCUCAUCCCUCCACCAUGUUGAUUUCGUCCCCGUCAAGGCCCAACCCCGCGGAUAUCUCCCAGCUUAUCAGUACAAAUUCGUCUUCUUUCAUACCACCUGAACAUGACAUCCCGCCUAUGAGUAUUCCCAUCGGGCACACAACAACAACUGAAUAUAUGUUGCAUAUGAAUAGAGUAAAGACCCUCUUCGGAGAGUUCCCACCGGACCUGUUCAUACGCGCGGAAUCAAAAAGGCAUAUGCCGCACCAAUUAUCUUUCGUCCCAGGUACAAUUACAGCGAGUCAGCUACCAAUACUAGAUGAAGCGAACACUUAUCCACUGGUGGAGGCAUAUUUCAAACAUGUCCAUGUUGAGAUGCCAAUCCUUGACAAAGAUCAAUUUCUGGGGCUUUAUAAUCACCAUACUAGAGCCGGUCUAGGUGUCGACUGUGACUCUGCUUUAUGUCUUGCAGUUCUUGCAUUAGGAUCUGCAGCUCUCGAGCAAGUUGAUCCAAUAAAGUCUAUAUCUCCAUACUGGGUGCCUGGGGCAGACUUCAUUUCACCUGCGUUGCAGAUAUUGAUGAACGAAUAUUUACUGUCCUUUUGUCCCACAAUCACUCUGCCCCAGAGUUUGAUACUCAUUUCGAAAUACUUUGGGUUUCUUCUACGCCCCCUGCAAUCAUGGAAACUGAUCCAUAUGGCUUCAACCAGUAUCCAGUAUUUGAAUAGCCGAAGCCAAGCUUCUCCAGAUAAUCAUGAGCUCAAGUCCAGUAUUAUUCUACUAUCAUGGGCAGCAUUCGACACCGAGUGUGAUCUGAUCGCUGAACACCAUUUACCACGAAGUGGUAUCGAACAUGUAAUUGAUCUGACACCUUUCCCAACCUUUGCAAAUCAUGAUGCCCAAGAAACACACGUCUUCCUUGCUGAACUGUCUGUCCGUCGUCUGCUCAAUCGAGUACACCACACUAUGUACGGAAGUGAUUGGACAAGGCGCAGCCUUGGUCUACAGCCAGCUUCAAGCGGCAGCCCAUCGUAUGACUUCCAGUCACUCUCUACAAUACUGAGCGUCUCUCAAGAGCUUGACCGACAGCUUGACAAUUGGUUUAAUUUGUUGCCGGGAACAAUUAAACCAGAUAUUAACGAUCCCUCUCGAUGUACUGGCCUUCAACUUAAUAUGCUCCAUCGCUUUCACUCCGCCAAAGAUAUCAUAACCAGACCAUUCCUCCUUUGUGCAAUCGACUCAUCGCUUGAGAAUGAUCUUCCACCAAUGGUGCUCAAACAGUGCGAGUCUAGUAUAGUCAAUUGCCGAGCGUAUCUGGAUGCCUCGGCGCGGAGACUGAGGGGGCCAUCAUCUUGCGCGGAGAUCAUUAUUCAUACGAUGUUCUCUUCUAUUCUUCUCAUGACCCUAGGCUCUGUUUGUCCGGCUUUGGCGCAGUUGGUACCAGAUAUUGAUAUUCUGCAGAAGAACACGAUAGAGAGUAUCGAGCGAUUUGCCGUGGACUGCUCUUCGAUCCAGGAGAUUCAUGGGAUUAUUAUGUUAUUGCAUAGUAAAACACGAGUGCUUAGGCGGUCUAUGUGA
Penicillium hordei is the source of this 1935-nucleotide messenger RNA. RefSeq names its product fungal specific transcription factor domain-containing protein. Gene Ontology annotation, biological process: DNA-templated transcription. The record is from RefSeq and is a predicted model, not a curated record. The coding region runs from base 1 to 1935 and encodes 644 amino acids. Gene Ontology annotation, molecular function: DNA binding; zinc ion binding. Lineage: Eukaryota; Fungi; Ascomycota; Eurotiomycetes; Eurotiales; Aspergillaceae. The transcript is spliced from 4 exons.